AUGGACGAGGAAGAAGAUCCUAUCGACGAAGAGCAACUCGAUGAGUAUCGAGAAAUGGUAGACGACCUUGGUGCCUUUCCAGACAAAGUAAAGAUCAAUAGUCUUUCCAUGGUAGCAGAGGAUCACGCAGAAUCUCCGGCGAACGCAGCCGCAAUCUAUGGUGUUAUUCGAACACCAUUGGUGGCCAAGAACGUUUCGAGCGACAAAAAACUCCCGCUCGUAUAUGUCAUCGACUCCAUUCUCAAGAAUGUUAAAGGGUCUUAUAUUCCUGUCAUUGAAGAGGAUGCGAAAACUUGGAUGCCAGUUGUCUAUGAUGCCUUGCCAGACGAUAAGCGGGCCAAACUGAAAAAAGUCUGGAAUCUGUGGAAAGGUGCCAAUAUAUUUAAAGAAUCCAAAUGGCAAGAAAUGGGAAGCUGUUUUUCAGCAACUUCUGCUACUGCUGCUACCAGGAGUUCGUCGGACGCUGUAACUUCCAAUCCAGAGUUGGAGAAUGCAGGCAUAUCUUGGGGGAAAGAUGGGUCUUUACUGCUUAUGCCAAACUUGAAAGAAGCAAUGCAAAGCAUUCUCGACGACUUACAGAGUGAUGUGACGGACGAAUUGGAAAAGGUUUCAUUGGAGCGGUUGGCAGCCAUUGAUUCAGCUCUCCUGAUAAAGAUCAAGCAGACAGCAGAAGAUUCACUAAGGAGUGGAAGUUCAAAGGGGCGGAUGCAAACAUCAAAUGAACAGCCACAAGAGGAAGAUGACAUAUUGUCAUUUCUAGUGGAAACCAGAACAGCGGAAGCGAUCGAGCAAUCCAGUGCGUGGCAGAAACUAAAUUUGAAUCACGUCAAGGACGCACAUGAAAUCAUGGCGUCAUUACAACGCUUACUGCGAGAUGGAUCCUCGAUAGACAAACGAUACACCCAAAGGGAGGCGUUGGAUACUACAGCUGCCCUUGCGGCAGCUGCUGUGACGGCUGGUUUGUUGACAGCGAAUGUAGAAGAACUUAGCAAGAGCGACAAGAAUAAUAGCGCCGUAUCUUCCAUCCUUGGUAUGGGUGCUGGGCAAAGAGCGAAUCCUGCGUCGGUCUUUGUCAAGGUGGAUAAGAGCCUGUUUACCAACGACGGAUUGAAGAAACGAAACGAUGCUAUAGUGGGAGUUCUAUACGAUGCCGGGUUGCCAUUUGUCAGUUCCACAGAUGGCAGAAGGUUUGCCACACAAGUGGAGCUAUCUGAACAUCUUGACGCACUGUUUAAAAAGGGACAAUUGGAAAAAGCCAUGGCCACAACAGAAGAACGAGGGUGGUACAUCUCAGAUUCUGCCUUUUCCUUAGAAAAGAAAAUGGAAGAAAUGCAAAUAUCAAAUCCAGGCGGUGGUUCCGAAGCGGAUGACCCUGCCGAGAGCUCCGAAACAGAAGCCGACCCUGAUUCCUUUACGGAGCUCGCGGACGAAUCAAGAGAUCGUUGCGUCAUUUGUGGUCUCAAUUUCAAGAUGUACUUCGACAAUGAUGACGGAGUAUUCAAAUACAAGAAUUGUCGAGAGAUUGAAGUGUUGAAUGAUGAAACCGCCAUUAAGGAAUCCGAAGAGAUGUUGGUGCACGUCAGCUGUUGGCGUAAUAUGGGCUGUCCACCUCAGUUGAAUCCAGAACAAGCGUUACAAGAAUUCAUGAAUCAAGACUAG
Messenger RNA from Cylindrotheca closterium, 1659 nucleotides. Lineage: Eukaryota; Bacillariophyta; Bacillariophyceae; Bacillariales; Bacillariaceae. The record is from the annotation of a GenBank genome assembly.